AAGAGGUUUAUGUUACUACAGUUUACUUCCGGGAGUCCAUUACGUACUCCUGAUCAAUGGUCAUUUCACGUGUGCGUCGUUUCUAUGGAUUUUCACAUAUUUUAUUGCUGAUGUCUGCCCUGCACGGUUAACUGUUUUGUAGUCAGAGUGCAUAUAUCGUGAUAACUGACAGUGGCAAUUUGUUACCAGCAGAAUGGGGAUGUGCUUGCCCUGUUUGGGUGGAGCAGCAGAAGAUGUUGUGGAGACCCCAGAUCCGGACAUAAAAAGAAAGCAACUUGCAGAUGCUGCGCUCAAGAGACAAAUGGAGGCUUCCAACCGUGGCAUUAAGAACCCUCAGUCUGUGGAACAGAAGAAACGAAAAAAGGAAGAAAUGGAAAAAUGUGACAUGAACCAAGGCCCUGCAGGAGAAGGAGGACUCAGGUGGCAAGUAGGAUAAAAUAGCUUUAAUUCAGAUAUACGUGGAAGAUGGUUCCAGUGUUACGGUGAAUAUUUGUCAAUUCCCAUAUACUGAAUGGCUGCAUUCUGAUUUAAUGGAUGAUAUUGACUGUGUACAGAGAUGCAGUAUUGUACCGUGUAUGGCAAGAUGGAAGCUGAAAAAGUGGCCGCUACCAAAUGGUGUACAUUUAACAGAGUCAUAGUGCUGUAUAUAAAAUGCCCUAAGCGCAAAGAAUAUUUAGUUUCCUGCUGCUGAGCAUAUUUUAAUUUUUAGCAGAGGACAGUGAAAAUACAGGUGGAAAUCAGGUGAACAUGAGCAAGACUGAGCUGUUUUGGUUCAUGGGAGGGCAGGAGCAAACAAAUGCUACGGCUAAUAUGUGCUUUCUUAUGUUCAGAAAUGACAUUUUAUAGUAUUUUCAUAAUGUUAUCAACACAAUUAUUUUUCAUACAAAUUAAUUGUGAAUGAAAUCAGCAUACAUUCAUCUUCCUUUACAUGAAAUAUAAUUCAUUCAUGGUAUGACAGUGCUGUUUUUGACUAAUACAGAGGCCCCCUACCUAAAUGUUUUGAGAUGAAAUAAUAUAUUAUUUUCCCUAAAAUAAAUUAAUAUAUUUAAUAUUAUAACACUACAGGAUAUGUGUUUGCUAUUACCUAAUUUGUCAAUGAUAUUUAUUUAUGUAAACUUACAAAAGUAUUAUUUUAGAAAGCAUGGUUUUCUGUAUUCUAUUCUAGUGCCUUUAAUUGUUACAGGGAGCUGCUUGAGAUUUGCUUAUUGUGCUGUAGAUCAUGCUUAUUAAAACUUUAAGCAGAA
Messenger RNA from Protopterus annectens (West African lungfish), 1244 nucleotides. It is a transcript of the gene SVIP, whose product is annotated as small VCP interacting protein. The coding region runs from base 194 to 436 and encodes 80 amino acids. NCBI's taxonomy places the organism in Eukaryota, Metazoa, Chordata, Ceratodontiformes, Protopteridae. Gene Ontology annotation, cellular component: endoplasmic reticulum membrane. Gene Ontology annotation, biological process: positive regulation of autophagy; negative regulation of retrograde protein transport, ER to cytosol; negative regulation of VCP-NPL4-UFD1 AAA ATPase complex assembly. The record is from RefSeq and is a predicted model, not a curated record. The transcript is spliced from 4 exons.